This is a messenger RNA of Venturia canescens, 9917 nucleotides long. RefSeq names its product homeotic protein female sterile-like. The transcript is spliced from 6 exons. Gene Ontology annotation, cellular component: membrane. The record is from RefSeq and is a predicted model, not a curated record. Bases 454 to 2412 code for a protein of 652 amino acids. Lineage: Eukaryota; Metazoa; Arthropoda; Insecta; Hymenoptera; Ichneumonidae.
UGUGUGCUCGAUUCGCGGGGAACAAAACGUUUUUCUUCUGUAUAGCUGCACGUAGAGUUCUCUUCGAAAAAAAGAAGAGAGUCUAAACGGGAUUGUUUUGUUAUUAUUGUGUAUUCGUACGUGUAAAUGUACGCGAAGUGUAUAAUGGAAGCGUAUAAUGAGUGUUUUAUAAUUUCAAUGAGUAAAUUAUGAAAUUAAACCCACAUAAAAAUGGGUUCUCGUGUUUUGUUAUAUGCCCAACGACGGGGGAUAAUUGCCGCACAGAUGUUCACGGAUACGUAUGAAAUGUGUCGUUGACGUGACUAUGUGACAUCGGAAACGAGGGAGAGGGUGAGAGAAAAGAGUGAAAUUAAAAGUGACAAAUACGGAACAGUGGCAGAUAAGAAAAAACAUCCAGAACGGUCUUCGAUUAAGAAAGAGAACGAAUGACUAUGAUGAGAUAACGAACCGAGAAUGAGAUACAGCAGCAGUGACCUCCUCGGUUAUGCAGUCCUCACGCUCACUUUGCAUCUCAAUCAACACGUCGAAGCGGCGUGCAAAGACUCUCACGGCCAAACAUACAACACAGGAGUUUAUUAUGUGCCAGGACCGGAGCCUUGCACACUCUGUGUUUGUGACCAUGGCAAUCCGAAAUGGUGCAAAGCCGUCAUUUGUCAAUUGCCGGAGAAACAAGGUUGCAAGUCCUUUCGAUUUGGCACUGCGUGCUGCGAAUUCAUCUGCUUGGAUGACGGUCUCUCUUCUGUGACCAACGACAAGAUCGAUGGAAACGGAGGAAACUCUACGGAUCUGAGUGCCAACUAUGAUUGGGGGCUCAGACUCGGCGCCAGCUGCAUCACCACUAUUUUCUCAUUGAGUCUUUUAUUUUUCCUCGUCCAUCGUUUAAGACAGAGAAAAAUCAGAGCAGGAAGGCAGAGUCGUCAAUUGGCAGAGGAUCAGCGGAGUUUAGGAAGUAUGGGUUACCUGGAGAGAGGAGGAUUGCCCCGAGGAAUGCAGUUGGACGAUAUGGCGUGCGGAGGUGGUUAUCCAUUGUGGAAGCCACCAGGAAAUUAUUUUCCACGUGGUGAAGCGCCGCCACCGUAUGAGGAAGCAGUGGCAGCAGCGCGUGCGGAGCAAGCGUUGUUGACAAUGAGUCCACACGCGUUAUCGCCUCUGAAUUUGUCGAACCAAUAUUUAACGGCGCACAAUAGUCACGCGAGUGUAUCCUUGGUGAAUACUGGACAAACUGGUUUGCCAGCGAGUUCACCGACACCCUCAAGCCACGCAGUACCGAGCACGUCGCCCUCGAUAUCGUCGUCGGGAAGACCGCUCAGUGCUCCGAAUGUUCACGCUAAUUUUCAUUCCCCAAAUCCGAGCGAUACUCUUAAUCAGGGAAUUUACAAUGGCGCAACGACUACGAGUUUUACAAUGGGUUCGAGCACCUACGAAAAUUUGCCAAAUCCCAUUACCAUGAGCAUUACUCCUCAACAUUCUUGCCUCGAAUCUCAAGAGCAUCAACAACAAAUGCAACAGUCACAGCAGCUACAACAACAGCAACAACAACAGCAGCAGCAACAACAACAACAACAACAGCAACAACAACAAAAACAGCAACAGCCACAAAAACAGCAACAGCCACAAAAUCAACAGCAACAACGAAAUAAUGGCUUACAACUCGCCAUUCCACAGUCGAAAACUUAUCACACUACGCUACCGAGACAAGGCACGGCUUUUACGAUUUCUGCAACUUUGCCGAGCUCUAGUGUUUCUACUCAUCGUACCAUUCCACGCACUUUAACCACGAGCGGCAAUUUACGACUCAGACGAGAUUUCAUGGCCCAUCAACAAGUACCACCGCUCUUUGGUACUCCAUCGAGAAAUCUUUCGCCAGGAAGAUCCCCUAGAUCUGCACCCCCUAUCAUGCCCAGCAACGAUCAACAUUCCGUCAGAUCAGAUGCUUUUUAUGAGGACAUGGUACACGGACCACCCUCUGCACCUCCACAACUCGAAGGCAAACCCAUCGAUCUUCCCACCACGUCCUUAAAUCAUUUUGAUGUUAAGCCUCCGUUACUCGCGAGCGGUGAUAGUCAACAAGACGGUAGUUUUGAUUCGGUGACGUGUACUUGCAGCAUGCAAGCAUUGCCGACGAUUCACGAUGACGCUGAUGAUUACAGAAGUGAAUGCGAGAAUUGUAAGAGCGCAACGGGCUCUCGUUAUUAUUUGGACAACGAGGACGAACUCGUUACUUCGCCCCACGAAACAAUGACCUUACACAGAAGACCUGAGGAAACUGCCGCAAACGUUACGCCACAGUAUUACAGAACUUCCCUAACACUGCCAACAAGUACUCGUCAACGUACGAGAAGCACAGGAACUCGUGGUAAUUGGUUCAGUUCAAUGCCAGAAAGUUCCACAGAAUCUUCAGACGAGGAUUAAAAAGCACAAGAAAACAUCAUCUCUUUAGAGAAAGGUGUAGCUGAUGCCAAAACUUACCGGAUAAACAGCGACAAUGAAACGGUACCAUAUCGAAUGAAUGAAAAAAUUUCGACUGGGUCGUUCCACCUCGGCGGUUCCUCUAGCGAACAAAAACAAUUUUAUCAAGAGACUCGGUUCGUAAUUUGUUGAACCAAGUCGAUAAUUUCCGUGAAUGAAACGCGACAUUGAGAGCACUCUUUUUCUCUUAUUCUCUCUUACUCUCAAUCUGUCUUUUUUCAUCUUUGGACUGUUUUCCCAUGAAAACAAUUAAUAUCGUCAAUGAAUAUUUGUGAUAACAGUUUCGAAGUGAUCGAUUGAAGUUCAUUCAAUUGACUCUUCAAUGAUCGAACUAUUUUAAUUAUAUACACCUAUCAUUGAACAAACGAGUGCCAAACACGUGUUUCAUUUGUUAAUCAUAUAAAUCGUUACCACGGUUCAAUGACCACUAAUCUGUUUUAAUUCUUUCGUUACUCGCUACUGAUUUAUCGCAUCACGAUUACAUGUCGAUAUAUGUGUAUUGAAGUAACGAGCGAGUAACGAGUAUCGGUCGAUACAUUUUUUGGUCAUCUCUGCUGUACAGCCAGUAAAUCGUUUUAACUACCGAUGAAUUCUACGGCUUGAAUUCCUAAUCAUAUUUACGUUUAUCUCCGAGUAUUAUCUGGGACAUUGUUAUCGUGAGAUAUUUCACGAACAUUAUCAAAUUUUUUCACUUACUUAAUUUUCUCUUUCCAUACAAUAUUCUUCAAGGAAUAUUCAAAAACAAUCAAUUUUUACUCUUCGUAAUUUUUUAUAUUUUUGAGUUGAUGAAAAAACAUUCAAUCAAUUCAUUAAUUUGAACGAUUCAAUAAAAAUUGUUCGUUACUUUUUACUACACGAUAGUUGCUAGAAAAAAAAUUGAACUCAUUGUUACGUUUUUUAAAUAUUUUUUUACGCCUAUUUUUGUUAGUAAGUUUUACAUAAUAUAAGUUUUAAAAAACGAUAUAUCAUGAAUGAUAUACUGUGUAUUAAGAUAGUCCAAAAAAAACAUUUUCUAUUUUUCUUUCUGGUCUUAUUAUAUCAAAAGUUUCUAGUAGGUAUAACAAAAAUUCUUCUGCAAGGGCAGCUCCAUAUUUUUAUUCUACCAGACGCUCAACGGAUUUUCGUUUUUCCAUAUGAAUAACAAGUAAAACAAAAAAUUUUCCCAUUUUCUUUGAAUAAAACUUGAAAAAAAUUUCCCACAAGUUCAAUGAAGAUGUUUUUUAGGAAAUUAAAUUCUCUACAAAAAAAGCUCUGAUGUGAUUUUCUCAUAAACCUAAUGGGUUAUCAGACUAUGAGUACGAGUAACUAAGUCAAAUCUAAUCGUAUAUAAUUCAAGAACACAUUUUCUACUCCACUGGACUUUAUUGUAUAAUUUAUAUAUUGCUUUUAUCCUGCGAAUAUUACCCAAAGAAGAGAAGUAACUCGAGAAUUAUGGUGUUAAGGAUAACAUUUCAAGAGAGAAGAACGUUUCAAUUUGUGAUUUUAAAUGCAUUCAUAUUUUCGGAAAUUUCUUUUUUAAAUCUAUAAGAAAAUUAAAAAAAAUAGUAUAUUGUGUACCAAGGAGCUAAAAUCGAACUUAACUCUGAGCGCGAUGUUGUGUGUCAGUACGAGUCGUGUAAAAGUGCCUACUUAAGGUCCCACAGAUACGCUAGAAAAAGUGAAGAAAACGUAGUUGCGUUAUAUCACAUUUUUUUGUUCAAUGUCAAUGAGUUAAAAAUUAUGAGUUAAAACUCUUUUCUAUCUUGAAAUUUUAUCCUAAACUCCAUAAUUCUGGAGUUACGCCGCUUUUUUUUUGAAAUUUUGAAAUAAAAAAUGUCAAAGAUAUAUUCUGAAAUAAUUAUAGCAAGUGCAUUAUGAACCCAGAAAAUUGUUGGUCCUCAUGGCAUUUCCCAUGAACCUUCAUAGUUUUUGAGAUACGUUACAAUUUCUGAAACUCCUUGUUUUUAGCUUAAAUCAGAAUUACUUUUCUGAAAAAAAUCGUACGAUACUUUCUAGUAAAUAAAACUGAAGCUUUUAUAACCCCUUGAAAACAGACAAGGAGAAAAAAGUUCCCACAAGAUAGAUGGACAGUUUAGGAAUGCCGAAAAUUUGUUGAAAACCGGCUCUGCUUGGAAGGACGUGCCAGAAAAAAAAACUCGUAAAAAAUAUUACGAGGUGGCAAAAGGAAGCUCAAUUUGUCCACUUCAAAAUUACUUUUAUUGAAUUUGAUUCCGUUGAUAUUUGACUGAGCUAUCACACUUUUACUGGGAGCAGACAUUUCGAUAGGUAAACCCAAAUUCCUGAGCAAGAGCGUAUAUUAGAGGAUAUAGUUAUGAAGCAUUUACGUAAGUUUAAUAAAAACUUACGUAAGAGCUUUUUCGUAGAGAAUUUAAUUUCCUACAAAAAAAGUGUCCUUUAAAAUUCUGGAACAAAUUUUUUGAAUAAUUUUAUUUGAAGAAAAUGGAAAAAAAAAAAUUUCGCGUGUUUAUAUGAAAAAACGAAGCUCCGUUGAGCGUCUCGUAGAAUCAAAAUAUGAAGCUGCCCUUGCAGGAGAAUUUUUAUAUCUCCUAAAAACUUUUGAAAUGAUAGGAAAAAAACUCCUUUUUUUUGGACCACCUCACUGUGUAUUUUCUGUUUGGAUAAUGAAUUUUAAAAAUUGCAAAUUCAAAUGAUUAUUUUUAUCAGAAUCUGGAGCGAAAUUGAACUUGGAGCGACGAAGCCGAAAAAAGACAAAAAAAUAAAACGAAAGUUUCGAUUUCUAACAAUCAUUUAUAUCUCGUGAAAGUUCACGAUUAAUCAUUAUUUUUCCCGAUUUAAGAUUUUGUACGAUAUUUCUCAUAAGUCUCGUAACUAGGAUGGCUAGUCAUUGAUAAGGAAAAAACAACAAGGAUUUCGUGUGCUCCGUUACGUAUUGAAAUGAGUAUAAAAAUAGUAAAGGUACGUUCAAUGGAUGUGAUGGCAAAAAACGAAAAUAUCGUCAAACAAAAUGCACAACAAAAAAUCAAAAUAGCCAAUGAAUUUAAUUGAAAGAUUAAAAAUUAUCACUAAUAUCGUACAGUAUUUUCAAAAUGGCACUCUCAGAAAAAAAAUGUGGGAGAUCGAUUGAUUUUUUUCCCUCAUUUUUUUCAAUUUUCGUAGCUUUUGUUUGGUGGUACAAGCCGCUGAGAAGCGUAUUCGAAGCAAAAAUUGCGCACAAAUAUACACGGAAUAUUCUCAAGUUGCCAAAGAAUGUAAAGAAAAGUAAGAUAGAAGAAAGGUUGAGCGUAGCGAAACAAGGGAAAGAAAACUAAAGAGCUCAAUGUACAUCGUUAGAAAUCACGAGAACUAUAAUGUGUUCCGUAGUCUCGUAAAAAGAGAAGAGAUUUGAAAAAAUUUUAAAAAUAUAAAAAAAAAGCAGAACGAACGUCGUAAUCUAUCGCUAGAGAAAGAAAAAAUGAAAAGAAGACAAUUAAAAUAAAAUCAUCGUUUACAAACGACGUAAUAUCGUAGAUUCUAUUGACAGUGAAACAAAUAACUGAACUCGAUAGUCUACCAAAAGAAUUUAAAAGACCCACUUACGAAUAUGAUUUGUAUUGAUCAGCUUUCCAAAGAAAGACGAUUGUACUCCGUUAUGAUCCUAAAAUAUGUGUAUAUACGUGAAAAUGUUUAACAUUAUCUUUAUUUUUUCAAAAAACUACGUUAUAAAUAACGAUUAAUUUUACGAUUAUUUUUUCAUUAUUCUUUUGGGGAGAAAAAAUGUCGAGAUUGUGAUAUUCUCGUCAACGCUCGAUUCUCCGUUGUCCCAUUUGUACAUACAGAAUUUUACAUUCCAGAAAAAAAAGGAAACAAAAAAAAACAAUACCAAACAAAAUAUACGUGGGAGUACAAGAAAUUUGUCCUUAAUUCAAGGUUAUCGUUAAGUUUACGAAUAUCAAUAAUUGACAAAUUCUAAACUAGCGCAGUAUUAUUUAUGGCUCCGGCAGGGUUUUCCUCUCUUAAAUCGUUUUUUAUUUUACAAAUAUUCCAACAGACAAUGCGACAGUGCAUUGACGACUUUUCCCCUUCGAGAAAAACGUCUUCGAUACGAUAAACCAUAGACAAUUAAUAAACGAAGAAAAACAUAAUAAUAAUAAUAAUAAUAAUAAUAAAAUAAUGAUAAUAAAAAUAAGAAAAUCAUCAAAAUACGCUGAUUAUUGAUCGUAGAUAAUGGAAAACGAAAUAGUUGCACUUCCAUUUUUACAAUAAUCACCAAUCACACCUUCUAUCCGCUACCGAAAAAAAAUUGUCAUAGUUUAUGAAACUCAAAGUUAUAUUCAUGUGGAAGAAAAACAAACCCAAACAAACUAGUAAAAAUAAUCAAUAUUCCGGCGAAACUAAGCAGAGUUGAAAACAAGAAAUCAAACAAAUUGUAAUGACGAAACACAAUCCGAACAAUGUAAUUCACUGUUUUCGAACAAUUAAUAACACCCGUGUCAAGCAUCGAGGGGUUAAUCGAUUGAAAGAUCACUGCUCGACAAGAAACCAAAAACAUUGUUUUUCGAUUAUUCUCCAUUUUCAUCAAGUUUGUGACAAAAUUACGAUUCCGUUCAUCGACGAACGUUGAAGUUGAUUGUUCAACCCAACUCAUAAGCGGUAAUUGUGCAAAAAAGCAUUGUUUAUCUCUAUCAUAAUUGACGAAUUGUUCAAAGAUUACACAAACCUCGACUGCGCACAAUAAUUUAUUCCAUUGUUUGACGAAAAUCAUUACAACGUUGAAUUUUCCAGCAGCACACAUAUAAAGAACCAAAGUUAAUGGGUAAACUUACAAGAAAAUAAAACACGUUUGUACGACCGAUACUAAAAAUGCUAGCGUUAAAAUGCAACACGGACACGGAAACACGUAGAGAGGGUGUCAGCUCGACCCAGUGCUACUCUCUACUGUGUCAACUGUGCCGAUGCUGCUGAUGCUGCGAUACUCGCUGAGUACAGGAAAGCAAAAAGAAUAAAAUUCCAAAUCCUCCUGACCGAUCAAAAGUUGUGAACAUGUACUACAGAGGCUGUAAAGGUGCAACUAAACGGUCGGAAAAUCCAAGAAAACCACCUCCAUCAGAACCAUCGAAACAAAAACUUGUGUAUGAUACCUCUAGUAACAAUGAAACGACCACGAACAAGCGCACAAGAAACAAAAAACGCCGAGCCCGAUUAUCGGAUGACGAAGAUGACGAUGGAAAAGAGAAAGAAAUGAAACAGCUCAACGAGUAUCGCAGCAUCAGCAAACUUUGUUGUAACAUUUUUCUUAGACGAGUGAGUUCUUGUUUCAAUACAAUUCGAAUCGCCGAUGGCCGACAACUGCUGAGACGCUGCGACUGUAUCACCAGGACUUGUUUCCAAUUUUACUGACAUCUUUGUAUCUGGACUAUCGUCGAUAAUCCAGAUACAAAGCUCCAGGCACAGCUAGGUGCUGCUGACACGGUUGGGCAUUUUGCACAGGGUACAGUUACUACGCUUGGAGAGUUAAACAAUAGCGAGUUACGCGGCACAGUUGACACAGUAGAGAGUAGCUCUGGGUCGAGCUGACACCCUGCCAACACGUAUAUACAUUUAUCUCACGAAUUAACAAGAUGACUUACCCUUAGCAACAAAUCGCUGUAAUAUAUAAACUGUAGCAUGAAGAAAGAACGAUAUUUGCCGACGUUUUAACCACUCGAAGUACGAAGGAAUAAAAAGAAAGAUAAGAACGACGAGAAUUUUAUUUAUAUCGAUGACUCAUAUGUGUAAUAUACGAAUAAAUGAAUAUUUACUUCAUAUUUAUGAAUUACAUUUUUUUGUUAAUUUCUUUUUUAUAUUUGAGAAGAGGGGCGAACGCCAUAAAAUUUCAAUAGUGCGAUUAUUGAAUUCAAAUGAAGAAAGCAAUUCAGAACAGAAGAAAUGAAUGAUUUUGAAUUUUGCAUUUGGUUGGUGCACAAGAGUAUUCUUUACUUUUUUUUUAUCAUUUCAACUCAAAUUUAAACAAAACAAAAAUAUGCAGACGAAUCAGAAAAUUGGUAAACCUAGAAGGAAUACAAAUUUCGAUACUUUUCUCCAAGGGUGCGAAUUUCAAUAUUGUGCUGAUAAAAAAUGAAAGAAAUCCGAUGUUCUUACCAAAUGAGACGUUGAGUAAUGUGAGCGUGUAUGAUUGAAUGUUGCAACGUAACAAAAAUUAAUCGUAAAGUCUAUCACAUUAUCGCUUAUUUAAGAGACAUUCUUCGAUUUAUUAAAAGAUAUAAGUAUUAUAAAUUUUAAUACAGAAUAACAAUAUUCUCGAUUUUUCAAACACUAAACACCAAUUUUGGUUUUCCAUUGGUACACAUGGUUUUUUUUCUAUUUUUUCAAGUCGGUUUUCAUUUUGUUCGUUAAUCGAUGGAACGAGAUCAUUUCUAUUUAUAAUUCUCAUAAAUUUUUUUUCUAAUAAAAGCUAACACGAGGAACUCAGAGGAUAAUCUUGUACUCUGACCUGAAAAUAUGUGAAGUAAAGAAAAAUGGAAAUAUUGCUAUUCUCGUAUAGAAUGAUUAAAGUUAAUUAAAUUCUGUGUACCUGCCGUCGGCGCCCGCUUCUUUCCUGUUUAAAAUUCUCGAGAAGAAAACAAAGUAACGAACCCUUGAGAAUAAUAGACUUUCAGGUAAAACGAAUAAGGCGAAAGAUUAUUUCGAAUGAUUAAAUCGAUCGAUCGAUCGCCGUUUUUGAGCAAUCUAUUGCGAUACACUUUUCAGCGAAUUCCUUCUCUAGUUCUACUGCAUAAUUGUGUAUCGAUAUAUCCCAAUACCCUCCGACGCGAGUACGAAUGAGUUUAUCAAAAAAUUUCACGGCUGUGCUUAACCUCAACCUCGCGUAACAUCUCAACGAAGCAGAAAAAAAAACGAACAUGCAUAGAAAAGGGGGAAAAAGGAGAAAAAAUGUCUCGUAAAUAAGCGUGAAAAUGUAACAUUAAAAUUACCAAAGUGUCGAACACUUUUUUAUGUGUGUUUUUGUUUCUAUCUCAUUCGACUGCUACUUUUGGCAGAGUAAAUUUGAUAUGAAUUUGGUAAACGUUGAAUUGUUAUUCGGAUGCAAUUCGAUACGAAGACGUUUUUAUAUCAUUCGUUUCCGAUAUCUUCUUCGUCCAUUUAGGACACGCGACCAAUUAUUCGAGAGAACUAUCAACAAAAACAGUUGCCGAAUAAUAAACAAAGAGAAUAUAAUCAGAGACAAAUGAAGGAAAGAGAUCAAUUGCACUUUCGACCCGAAUUUUCAUCCGAACAAAAUAGUUAUCACAAAAUGAUAUUAUUAUUGAAGAAACGCUUAACGACAAAACAAACAAACGAUGAGAAACAUUAUUUCUUACGAAAUAUAUCGAUACGAUAUUAUUGUUCGUUAUGUAAUAUUCGUUAUUAAUUAUCGUCACAGUCCAAUGGUGUUAUUCACGCACAAUUAUUGGCAAAAGUAUGUAUCGACAGAAAAUUAUAAAAAUAUAUUCCAUUAUUUUUAACGUAAA